AUGCCUCCUCCACCUCACCAGAAACCCGAGAACGUGCUCAAGCGCGCCCACGAGCUCAUCGGCGUCAACCAGACCCCCGCCGCACUCACACUCCUCCACGAGCACAUCACCUCGAAGAGAUCACGCAAUGUUCCCAUCGUCUCCCUGGAGCCGGUGAUGCUCCUGCUGGUUGAGCUCUCCGUCGAACAGAAGAAGGGAAAGCUGGCCAAGGAUGCCCUCUACCAGUACAAGAACAUCAGCCAGAACACCAACGUCGGCACCAUCGAGCUGGUCUUGAAGAAAUUCAUCGAGCUCGCCGCCGAGAAGGUCACUGCCGCCCAGGCCAAGGCCGACGAGGUCCAGUCGACCAUUGACGCCUCCACGUCCACCACCAACGUCGAGGAUCUCGAGGCCAGCGAGACGCCCGAGUCGAUCCUUCUCGCCACCGUGUCUGGCGAGCAGUCACGCGACCGUACCGACCGCGCCAUUGUUACUCCUUGGCUCAAAUUCCUCUGGGAGGCCUACCGCACCGUGCUCGACAUCCUCCGCAACAAUGCUCGCCUUGAGAUCCUCUACCAGAGCACGGCUAUGCAGGCCUUUGACUUCUGCCUGAAGUAUGCUCGUAAGACUGAGUUCCGCAGGCUCUGCGAGCUGCUACGCAACCACGUCCAGACGGCUGCCAAGUACUCGUCGCAGAUGCACGCCAUCAACCUGAGCGACCCCGACACUCUCCAGCGCCACCUCGAGACUCGCUUCCAACAGCUCAAUGUUGCUGUCGAGCUUGAGCUCUGGCAGGAGGCCUUCCGCUCUGUUGAGGACAUCCAUACUCUGCUCAACCUGAGCAAGCGCCCUCCUAAGAACAUUAUGAUGGCCAACUACUACGAGAAGCUUACCCGUAUCUUCCUUGUCGGUGAGAACUACCUCUUCCACGCUGCGGCUUGGUCUAGGUACUACACUCUUCUCCGUCAGUCUGCUGCGCUGGUCGCGUCGGGCCAGGGCAAGAAGGCCGACAACCCUCCCGCCACGGAUGCCGACCUUCAGAAGGCUGCCUCCUUCGUGCUCCUCUCCGCCUUGGCCAUCCCCGUCAUCAGCACCACCCGUUCCCGUGGUGCCAUGGUCGACUUUGAUGAGUCGAAGAAGAACAAGAACGCUCGUCUCACCCACCUGCUGGGCAUGGCGCAAGCUCCCACCAGGGCUGCUCUGUUCCGUGACGCUCUGGCGAAGUCGCUCCUGAAGCGCGCCCGUCCUGAGAUCCGCGACCUCUACAACAUUCUUGAGGUUGACUUCCACCCUCUUUCCAUUUGCCAGAAGAUCUCCCCCAUCCUGACCAAGAUUGGUGACGAUGCCGAGAUGGAGAAGUAUGUCCUGCCUCUGCAGCAGGUCAUCCUCACCCGCCUCUUCCAGCAGCUGUCUCAGGUCUACGAAACGGUGGACCUCAGCUUUGUUGAGCAGCUCGCCAAGUUCCCUGAGCCUUUCCAGGUUACUCGCGGUACCAUUGAGAAGUUCAUCAUGAACGGAAACAAGAAGGGCGAUCUCGCCAUCCGCAUGGACCACGCUACUGGUGUCCUAAGCUUCGACAACGAUGUCUUCUCGUCCGCCAAGGCUGCUCACUCUGCAUCUGGCGCUGGCUCCGCCGAGGCUGACGGCAGCUCCGUCCAGCGCCUCCAGAGCACCCCCUCUGAGAUUGUCCGCUCGCAGCUGACCCGCCUCACCAAGUCUCUGUACACCACUUGCUUCUACAUUGACCCUGAGUUCAACAAGUCCCGCGUCGAUGCUCGGGAGGCCGCUUUGGCCCGUGCCAAGGCCGGCGCCGAGAAGGAGCACCGUGAGCUUCUCGCUCGCAAGGACGUCAUUCAGAAGCGCAAGGAAGAGGCUUCCGAGAUCCAGGCUCGUAAGGAGCGUGAGAACGCCCGCCAGAAGCGCCUGCGUGAGCAGAUCCUCCAGGAGCAGGAGGACAAGCGCCUUGCCGCCGAACAGAAGGAGCGCGAGGAGCGUCGCCUCAAGGCUGAGCGUGACCGCGUUCGCAAGGAUGAGCUCAAGAAGCAGAUCGCCGAUCUCAAGAUCAGCCCUAAGGAUAUGGAUCUCGACCUGGAAGAUCUUGACAACCUGGAUCCUAACACUAUCCGGGCCAUGAAGGUUGCUCAGCUCGAGCGUGAGAAGAACGACGUGUCCGAGAAGCUUCGCAUUGUGUGGAAGCGUGUUGACCACUUGGAGCGAGCCUUCAGGAAGGAGGAGGUCAAGAAGCUCGGCGCCGAUUACGAGGAGCAGAUUCAGCGUGACCGUGCUGCCUACGAGAAGACCAAGGCGCAGACGCUCAAGGAUGCCGAGAUCAAGCACAAGGAGAGUGUCGAGCUGAAGCACCGUCUCACUCGUCUCAUGCCUCACUUCGAGUCGUUCCGCGAGAACCUGCACUCCCGCCGCGGAGAGGAGUUUGAGAAGCGCCGCAGGGAUGCAGAGCGGGAGCUCGAGAAGCAGAUUGCGGCUCGCAAGAAGGAGUACCGCGACCGCAAGCUGCGUGAGAAGCGCGAGCGCGAGGAGAAGGAAAGGGCUCUCCGCGAGGCCGAGGAGCGUGCCGCCAAGGAGAAGGAAGAACAGGAGGCCCGCGCCGAGGCCAAGCGCGCCGAGAUGCAGCGCCUCAAGGAGCAGCGCGAUCAAGAGCGCCAGGAGUCUCUGGAGAAGGCGGCCAUGCAAGCCCGCCGCGAAGAAGAGGCCCUCGCCAGGCGCAAGGCGGAGAAGGAGAAGGAGCGCGCGUUGCCCCCUAUGCGCAGUGCCGCCGAGCCCAGCUCCGAAGGUCGCCGUCCCCUCAACCUUCCCGGCGCCGGCAAGUGGCGCGAGAAGGAGGCUGCUCGCGGUGCCGCCGGCGCCUCAGACAACGCGCCGCCCGCUCCCCGGCAAUCCGCCCCCAUGGAGCGCACCGACUCGAGCGAUCGGGCCGGCGGCCCUCCCCGCCUCAGCCUUGCUGGCAGUGGAGGCAAGCCCAGCUGGCGCGAGCGCGAAGCGGCGCGCGCCGCUGCUGGCGGUGCUGAGAACAGCGCUCCCCCGCAGCGGUCGGAGCGCCUGGAGCGCCCGGAGCGCACUGCCUCGGGCGGUGCCCCCAUGGGCCGCACCGCCUCGAACCGCGACGACCAGGGCCGUAACGCCUCGCCGGCGCCCGCGACUGAGCAGCUCAAGGCGUCGGGAGCCCCGGGCAAGUGGGUGCCCCGGCACCUGCGCAAGGAGUAA
Verticillium dahliae VdLs.17 is the source of this 3201-nucleotide messenger RNA. Its product is annotated as eukaryotic translation initiation factor 3 subunit A. The transcript is spliced from 3 exons. Lineage: Eukaryota; Fungi; Ascomycota; Sordariomycetes; Glomerellales; Plectosphaerellaceae. Gene Ontology annotation, cellular component: eukaryotic translation initiation factor 3 complex, eIF3m; multi-eIF complex; eukaryotic translation initiation factor 3 complex, eIF3e. The coding region runs from base 1 to 3201 and encodes 1066 amino acids. Gene Ontology annotation, molecular function: mRNA binding; translation initiation factor activity. Gene Ontology annotation, biological process: formation of cytoplasmic translation initiation complex; translation reinitiation. The record is from RefSeq and is a predicted model, not a curated record.